CAUCGAAAUUUUCCGAAUCUGCCAAACUGACAACCUUGAGUAAAGUAAAAUCGGCUGUGAAAUGUCAAACUAAAAAAAUAACAGUUUAUUAUGAUAGUAAAUUUUAGUUUUAAGCGAAGUAAUAUAGUCUUUAGGAAAAAAUCGGUUGCGCGGUUCCAGUGCGAAGGGAUUGAGCCGCGAUGCAUAUUCGGGCACUGAUUUUUUGGUUAGUUUUCUGUGUUUCCGGGAAAUGUGUACAGUGCGAGCCCGACAGUGUGUACCAGAUCGCCAGCGAGGCUGUCAAACACAACGAACUCAGUAAUGCGGAGUCCAAAAAUUCCGGCUCCGAGGCCAGGGAGCCUCUUCGUAGUACUUAUUCUUCCAGUGACUUAACCACUUCCAACAGCCAUAAAGAUGACAUUUCAGUUUUGUAUGAGACAUGUAGCAUUCAGGACUUUGCCUGUUUGGCUAUGGCAGCCAGUGAUAAACUAGGAUUGGAGGCAAUUAAAUCUCUGCAUCAGAAAUUGGAUGAUGAUGCCAAUGGGAACAUUGAUUUAUCCGAAUCGGAUGAUUUCCUAAGGGAGGAACUGAAAUACGAUUCUGGUUAUGAGAAGCGGCAAAAGGUGUUCCAUAAGAACGACAUGCACAUCUCGGUGAAGGAGUUGUGGGAGGCGUGGCUCAAGUCCGACGUCCACAACUGGACCAUCCAGCAGACAACCGAAUGGCUCACACAAUCGGUCGAAUUACCUCAAUACGUCCCCAAUUUCAUCCAGCACAAGGUCACUGGUGCCAAUUUACCAAGACUGGCCGCCAACAAUGCACACUAUUUGAGCCUUAUAGGCAUCAAGGACCCGAUCCACAAGCAGAAGAUCUCGCUGAAGGCGAUGGACGUGGUCCUGUUCGGACCGCCGAAAGAUAGCACACCCCACUGGAAGGAUCUAACGCUAAUUUUCCUGACAAUCGUCGGCGGCCUAGGCGUAUAUUAUGCCUUCCAGCAGAACAAAAGGUUCCGGCACCACUUGGCACGCAUGAACCGCGACAUGGAUAGCCUGCAAAACGCCGAAAAAGCCCUGGAAAACCUCCAGAAGGAGCUUGAGGUGGCGAAGCAGGCGCAGGAGAGCGUCAUCACCGAGAAACUCGACCUGGAGAAGAAAUUACAGGCGGAUUCGUUGACGUUGUCCACCUCGAAUUCGGAUCUGGAAGUGUCUCAACUAAAAGCUGAGAUUGAGAUGUUGCGGACGGAAUUGCAAAUAGCGGAGGGUGAACUGAAGGAUAGGUGUUGGGCUCCACCGCCCGGAUUGCAGCAGUGGUUGCAGCUGACGCACGAAAUUGAAAAUAAAGGUUACAUUAAAAAGAAAAUUAUCGCGGAGAAGCAACUGCAACAAGCCAGAGAAGCUUGCGAAAAACUGCGGAAGAAGCGCUCGAGUCUAGUCGGUGCCUUCGUGUCGACGCACGGCAAAUCGAUCGACGAGGUCGAUCGUUCGAUAGUGGAGGCACGUACCGCCCUCAACGAGGUCACGCAAGAGCUGCAGGAGCGGGUGCACCGCUGGAAACAGAUCGAACUUCUGUGUGGCUUCAAUAUCAUCAACAACAGCGGUAUAAACUCGUUAGAGAAUGUGCUGUACAACCGGGUCGGGAUGAACGGCCGCGGACUUAAGGGCCGCAUGAACAGCACGGACGAUUUAGAUGAUGAGACUGGUUCUUUGUACGGCGGCCACGCAGGAUACGUAGACGCCACCCAUCCCAUGUACCAGUGGAAAGAGGGCGACUCAUCCGAAAGUGAGAACAGCAAAAUGGACGAAGAAGUGUUUGUUUCCGAUCAGAAAACCGUCAGUUUUGUUGUGGGCGGCAACGUCGAUGCUACCUGGCCGGAAGAUCCGAUUCCACAGCCGGUCCGGAUGCCGCACAGGCCGGCCAGAAUGCUGACGGGGCCGCGGAGUGUGAGCAACAACGACAUUCACGUCGCCACGCCCCCCAAAUCGGGCAUGAUUCGUGCCUACUCCCAGGACUCGAACAUCGUGCUGGAGACGCUGGGACGGGCGAAGGCGCACGCCACUACCUCGUCGUCGGAUCCGUCGCUGGAAGGCGCCGCCCGAUUGCCUUCACGCAGUUCCACCCGCGAAUUGCAAUACGGAUCGAUUGAGGAAGAUGUGUGUUCGACCGAUUCGUCUCUGAUGGAGGACGAUGUCAAGAAGAAAAAGCGAAAACUGUUCAGCUUCGCCAAAAAGAACAAGACCAAGGGCGACUGAGCUGGAACGUAUUUUAUUUAUUAUUAUUUUUUAAUUAUUUAUUUAGAUUGAAUUGUUAUUUUUAUCCCCCCACAAGAUACACUUAAUUAUUAGGAUUGUAGGGACGAUUUUACCUCAGUUUUUUAGUUUCGGGUUUUUAGCGAAUAUACGUGGAUAGUAGAUUUACGUGUAAUACACAAUAUUGUCUUCCAGUGUCCGUAAGGUCGUGCAUUCGGCUUUGGAAAGUUCAGAGUUACCACUUACACCAAGUACCAUUUGCGUAUGGUACUUUCUUAACCAGGAGAAUAAUAUAAAAGGUUAAACUCUUGAAAUCUCCUGAAAAUCUCAUAUCAUUCAGUACUUAACGAAUAUAGAUCAUAACUUAAACCUACAGUUCCUUAUGUAUGCAAUAAAAUCAGGCAUUGUAAGAUGUAUUACUAUAGUAUCCUGAGGAUGGACAUCAAGAACAUAAGAUUUCUAAAUAAAUUCUAACAAUUUUUAGAUAUAAAAAUGAAUAACGAAUGAAUCAAAUGAAAGUACAAUUUAUUAAUCUUUUAUUACAAUAUUACCUUGAGUCAAUAAUAUUAAAUAUUUACAAAAAUUAAACGAAAUAUUUCACUUUUAAACACAUACAUUUUAAAUUGUUCAUAAACAAUUCUUGAUGGUCCAGUAUUGGGAAUGUUCACCUAGUGCAAUUUUUCUUUUAUGCUAACUUUUAGAUUUCUCAAGACAAUUACGAAAAAAUGGUUGUGGAUAUCCGAAAUUGACUUAAUGAAGGCUUUAUAGGGAAUUUUUGAUCUGUGUAUAUACUUGUUAUGCGGAUGAAGUGCACUUCUUCAUCGAAUUGAAUAAAAAUAUUUUUAUAUGGACUGUAACUUUUUGAAAUUUUUUGAAUUAGUAGAAUUUUACUAUUGUAUAUUUUGUAUGACAAAUAAACGUAAGUUACUGUAAAUAUGUUGCGAUACUCGGAUUUUAGAAUGAGUAAUUGUGAAAAAAUAAACAUAUUUAUUUAUAACCUUUA
Messenger RNA from Aethina tumida (small hive beetle), 3228 nucleotides. RefSeq names its product stromal interaction molecule homolog (gene Stim). The record is from RefSeq and is a predicted model, not a curated record. The coding region runs from base 180 to 2228 and encodes 682 amino acids. NCBI's taxonomy places the organism in Eukaryota, Metazoa, Arthropoda, Insecta, Coleoptera, Nitidulidae. The transcript has 10 exons. Gene Ontology annotation, molecular function: calcium channel regulator activity; protein binding; calcium ion binding. Gene Ontology annotation, cellular component: plasma membrane; endoplasmic reticulum. Gene Ontology annotation, biological process: store-operated calcium entry; activation of store-operated calcium channel activity; intracellular calcium ion homeostasis.